UUGAACCUUCAUCGCAACUGACAUCGAUGCGCCCGGAAUUGCUGCAGCAUGUCGUUGCCAACGAAGGAGGAGGAGGACAGCAGCCCCCGCAGAGGAUUUGGACGAUGGCUUUCAGACAUCGCCAGCGCUGGCCGCGAAGUGAAGCGCGUGGCGCGGGAAACGCGCGAUGCCAUGGUCUUGCUGCGGCACACGGCGAAGCAUGGCGAACAGCAGGUUUCCCGACCUGCACUACAUCAUGCAAUUCAGGUAGAGGUGCUCUCUGCCACGGACUUGUCAUUUGUCAAAUCCCUUCCAGUGCCUUAUUGUGUGGUGGUGACUGGAUAUCCUGACCAGCCCUGGGGGAAGAAAUGCGAUGGCCGGGAGUACAAGACCUCUCCGGCCCUGCGAGAACGCCAUCCGCGGUGGAACGCGCUGUGCCACGUGGCCUUUCCACCGGACCAGGUCUCUGUUUCGCGCGUGGAAUUUGGCAAAGCCACUGAGGCGCCGCCAGUGGAACUCUGCGUGCGCGUCAUGGACGCCGGGGGCCUCCGUGGUGAUCGGAUGGCUGGGGAGGCGCGGGUGCGGCUGGGCCAGGCCAGCCAUGGGGCCGGCACCUAUCGGUUGAUGGGCGGUGGAUACGCCACGUUGUCGGUGCGGUGGUCCAUCCCCGACAAGAACACGGGGCCGAGCACCAAGACCCCGGAGGAAGAAGCAUUUGAACGUGCGGCAAACUUUUGGGCGAUGAGAGAUCUCAGCAGUUCUGAGGGGAUCACUCAUGCGCAGCUGGAACUUGCAGCCAUUCUGGCAACAGAACCAGUUCAUGAAACUGAGUUCAAGGAGGACGCAAUGCGGCCGCACAUCAAUGAACUGAUUCUCCAAGCCCCAUUGUCGGCACUUUUGCUAAAUGAUCUGGAUCCAAAAGAGAUCCAGGGAGCGGAAGUGCAAAGCCCAGGCAGCCAUUCGUUGAUGACGGUGCUGUCGGAACAUCUCGAUCUCCUGACCCCUCUGGCAGGGAGCCGCCUCGUAGGCGCCUUGGUGGAGAAGCUGCCGAGUUUCCGUGGAUCAAUGCCUUUGGAAGAUCCAAACUUCUUGCUGGUGCAGCGCUGUGGGGAAGCAUGGGAGGACUUCCUGUGCAAAGUCUUCCUGCACUUCCAGGGCUCCAAGCUCAUCGAGCUGAAGCGCCUCAUCGAUGCUGCCGGAGGCGGCCGGGAUCUGCGACACUGCGUGUAUUCGGUGAUCACCAGCGAGGUUCGCCGUGCCGCUGUGCUAAAGCAUUUCUCGGAGGAGGCAGAGAAGCUGCAGGACUUUCCGCUGCACAUUCUGUCGGACAUAGACCAGACCGUGUUCAUUGGCACCUUUGGGGCAGGUGGGCCAAAGUUUCCCGUGGGUCCGGUGCCAGGGGCUUUGCCUCUCUUUCGAGCCUUGGGUGCACGUGUGACCUUUCUCUCGGCGAGACCGCCAAUCUGGGAGGGACAGACGAGGCGCCUGCUGGACGAUAUUGGCAUUGCCGAAGCGGUGGUCUUGCCGGGCUCCCUGAAGGCGGUGGCGCAGGUGCUCUUUGCGCCCGAGCAGGCGAAGCAGGCCAUGGCGGAGCGGAAGACCGAGGUCUUUGGGCAGUUUGCCACGCUGCACCCGGAGGCGCAGUUCAUCUUCUUUGGAGACAGCGGUGAGGGCGACAUUGACUUCGCCGAGGAGUUCAUGGCGGCGUCGCGGGCGAGUUCGCGCACAUCCGGCCACCCGCCGCGGGCGGCGUUGAUCCAUGACGUGUCCAGGGCAGAUGGUAUCAUGCCCAAAAGCAAUGCCACCAGCCGAAGUGAGUUGCGGAUGAGAGGGAUCCAUGUCUUCGACACCUAUGCUGGUGCCGCUCUGGAACUCUUCAUGCUGGGCCUUUUGGAUGCCGAAGGUCUGCGCAGUGCCGCGCACGGCGACCUGGAGGAGUUUGGGGAGAUCAACGUGGUGGACUUCGCAUCCAGCGAGGUUUUUGAGACGCGCCGCAUGGAGCUUUUGCGUGACAUCCGAGAAGUGAACUCGGCCAUUCGCGCUGCAGAGCUGCGGAAGAGGUCCGACUCAAAGGCUUCAUCCAGUGGAGCAAAUGCUUACCCUUCCAGUCAGGA
This is a messenger RNA of Cladocopium goreaui, 2093 nucleotides long. The record is from the annotation of a GenBank genome assembly. Lineage: Eukaryota; Dinophyceae; Suessiales; Symbiodiniaceae.